AUGAUCGGUACAAGUUUGCGGAAAUUGUUUGAAUUUGUUGUGCAAAUAAUAUAUUCAUUAGAUUCAUUCUGUAUACACAACGGAACUCGGGAGGAAGGGAUAGGCGGUACCGAUCUAACCAGGAGAGGUCAACUCCGCCGACUGGCACCGCUUCGGGGAGGAAGUCCAUCAUCAUCAUCAUCAUCAUCACUUGAUGUACCAUUUGCUGUUAUUCCUGUUCUUUGUUUUUUUUUUUUUUCUUGA
This is a messenger RNA of Loa loa (African eye worm), 243 nucleotides long. RefSeq lists its product as hypothetical. The transcript has a single exon. The record is from RefSeq and is a predicted model, not a curated record. Bases 1 to 243 code for a protein of 80 amino acids. Lineage: Eukaryota; Metazoa; Nematoda; Chromadorea; Rhabditida; Onchocercidae.